CGUCAUAUGGAAGUAUAACAUCGGCUUAAAUUAGUCAUCGCUUCACAUGUUGACUGAUUCCGGUUAAAAUUGCAGCCCAGAGGCUUGCAGCUACAGUAUGUGGCCCAAUCCGGUUAUGCUUCAGAUUUCUGAUUUCGGGUGGUUUUUACGUUCAGCAUUUGAAAUUUCCCGUGCGCACCGCGGCCUGCAUGGAUGGUGCUUUGGCAGAGGCAUUCCAUCGAUUGCAGUUGCUUUCGCUUGACUGUUCAUUUUGUGAUUUUGAAACUUUUGAGUGUUUUAUGAAGAAGCAGAAAAUUUAGCUGGAGGUAGCCACUUUAUAAGCAAGGAUGAGUGCGUCGAACCCUGUUUCGGAUCCGAACGGUGCCCCAGCCGUGGAAUCCGCAUCUUCGUUUCUUUCCUCCCUGGGAACAGGAGAUAUCCUGUUGCUCCUUUUGGUGAUCCUUGGGUCAGCAGCAUGGUUUUUCAGUCGCAGGAAAAGCAAACUGUCAUCGAUUAGUGAACCCAAAUUAACUGUGAUACCUGCUACACAUACGGAGACUUCAAGCGGAGGUUUUGUUGACAAAAUGAAAGCAUCGGGCAAGAAUGUAGUGGUAUUCUACGGUAGCCAGACAGGAACUGCAGAAGAAUUCGCUAAUCGCCUGUCAAAAGACACCCUGCGUUUUGGACUGAAAGGCAUGUCGGCCGAUCCGGAAGAGUACGACAUGGAAGAACUGCCAAAACUGAAAGAAAUUGACAAUUCCCUGAUCAUUUUUUGUGUUGCUACUUACGGAGAAGGCGAUCCUACUGAUAACGCGCAGGAACUGCAUGACUGGUUGAAGAACAACGACGCAGAUUUAUCUGGUCUUAAUUACGCGGUGUUCGCACUGGGCAAUAAGACCUACGAGCAUUAUAAUGCUUUCGGCAAGCUGGUCGACAAGAGGAUGGCGGAACUGGGCGCCACACGAGUUUUCGAGAUCGGAUUUGGCGACGAUGAUGCCAACAUCGAAGACGAUUUCAUUACGUGGAAGGAUAAAUUUUGGCCGGCUGUGUGCGAGCAUUUUGGAUUGGAACAGCACGGAGAAGAAAUGAAUAUGCGACAGUUUAAAUUGGUUAUCCCGGAAAAUAUCCCUGAAGAAAAGAUCUUCCACGGUGAACCGGGCCGUCUAAACUCCUUCAAGUUACAGCGACCGCCUUUUGACGCGAAGAAUCCUUUUAUGGCCAAAGUGACUAGCAAACGUGAACUUCACCAUGGUGGCGACAGAUCGUGCAUGCAUAUCGAAAUCGACAUUACCGGGUCAAAGUUAAGAUACGACGCCGGUGACCAUGUUGCGGUGUACCCUGCAAAUGAGAAGGCUUUGGUGGAUAAGCUUGGAGAAGUGUUAAAUGUUGAUUUGGACUCUAUCUUCACGUUGGUUAAUUUGGAUGAAGAUUCCAGUAAGAAGCAUCCAUUUCCGUGUCCCUGUUCAUACCGAACCGCUUUCACAUAUUAUAUCGACAUUACUACGCCGGUGCGAACGAACGUGCUGAAAGAGUUAUCCGACUAUGCAGCUGAUCCGGAGCACAAAGAAUUCUUGAAACUUAUGUCAUCCCGCAGUGAUGAAGGAAAGGCCAAGUACAAUGAUUGGGUUAUCAGAGACUGCCGUCACAUUGUCGCCAUCCUGGAGGAUCUGCCGUCCGUUAAACCACCCGCAGAUCAUUUAUGUGAAAUGUUGCCUCGUCUUCAAGCCCGCUACUAUUCUAUCUCAUCAUCUCCCAAGCUCUACGCGACAACCAUCCAUAUCACAGCAGUGUUGGUGGACUACGAAACCCCCACUGGGCGUACAAAUCAUGGAGUGGCUACCUACUGGCUGAAGAAUAAGGAUAUUAAACCACUGGAUGAUCCAGAGCCAGCCACCGCUCCUGUUUUUGUUCGGCGUUCACAGUUCCGUCUUCCCUUCAAACCACAAACACCCGUGAUCAUGAUCGGUCCUGGGACAGGUGUUGCGCCUUUUCGUGGCUUUAUUCAGGAGCGCGACUUACUCAGACGCGAAGGAAAAGCGGUUGGAGAGACAAUUUUGUACUUUGGAUGCCGUAAAAAAGCGGAAGACUUCAUUUACAAUGAGGAGUUGGAGGGUUUCGUUGAGUCUGGCACACUGACCAAAUUGUACACAGCAUUUUCCCGCGAUGCACCGGAGAAGGUGUAUGUGCAGCAUUUACUGCGUGAUAAUGGGGAGGAGGUGUGGAAUUUGCUGGAAAAGGGUGGCCAUAUUUAUGUUUGCGGUGAUGCCCGCAACAUGGCGCGGGAUGUUCACGAGGUAAUCGAAAGGAUUUGUCACACGCAUGGCCAUUUGUCGGAAAGCGAUGCGCAGGCCUUUGUCAAGAAGCUUGAAUCGCAGCGGCGAUACUCUGCUGAUGUUUGGAGCUAGCAGUAAGGGAAGCAUUCCGUGGUUAUGGUUGUGGUAGUUCGGGUGAUGGGUCAUAGUAUUUUUUUUCGAUGAAUUCCUUUUAAACUUUACUCUUUUAUUUGUCUGUAGUUUUCGUCUAUCCGGUUUAUGGCGAGUUCAUAUUGGGAUUUAUAGCUUGCUAUGGUUUUUAUCUUUUACAGAGAGCGUAAUAUAUUAGCUGUUAAGCGAAAUUUUCCUUUAAACAAAUGGUUUGUUUUACUUACACGAGAUUGUUGCGUUGGUUAAAAACAAUCAGAAACCGACUG
Messenger RNA from Paramacrobiotus metropolitanus, 2668 nucleotides. Its product is annotated as NADPH--cytochrome P450 reductase-like. Lineage: Eukaryota; Metazoa; Tardigrada; Eutardigrada; Parachela; Macrobiotidae. Gene Ontology annotation, biological process: response to hormone. The transcript has 10 exons. Bases 327 to 2384 code for a protein of 685 amino acids. Gene Ontology annotation, cellular component: cytosol. Gene Ontology annotation, molecular function: NADPH-hemoprotein reductase activity; FMN binding; flavin adenine dinucleotide binding. The record is from RefSeq and is a predicted model, not a curated record.